AUGUGUAUUUUAACAUUAGUAAAGGACGAUAUAAGAUCUGAUAUUUUAAAAUUGAUUCUUGAUUUUGUUAAAUCCGUGGUGAUAAAAGAUGAUAAAAAAGUAGUAUUUCCCGAAAUACGAUACGAAAAGAAAAUUUCGUUAGAGAGUAAAGACAAAAUUCAUAGGGAUAUGUUUUGCACCCUUUACGCUGUUAUUGAUAUUUUUGAUUGUUACAAAGAAUUAUUCAAUGAAGAUGAGGGUAAAGUAAGCGAAAAUGAAGAAUUCAUUUUCAAUUUGGCUAGCAAUAAAUAUAUCCUGAAACAGGUAGAUUUGAAACACAUGAAUGAUGUGUUAUGCGAAAAAUCUUAUCUUGUUUCAAAUAAACAUGCUUCUAUAGCAGAUAUAUUUUAUUUCUGCUGUUCUUAUAAACAGAUGAAUGAAAUGGCAGCAAAAGAAAGAGUUGAAUUAUCUUGUAUUCAUAGAUGGUUUUUGCAUAUUCAAGAAACCAUAAUAGGAAAUUUCACAACAUUGAAAAAAAUAGACGUGCGAGAAAAUUUAGAAUCUAUGUUACAUAGCAAAAAUAUAUUGGACACAAAUGAACGAAUGAACAAUUUUGGUAUAAAAGAGCGUAGGGAAGAUAAAAAGGCAAAAAUGGCAAAUGCAAAUUUUGAAUAUGCCAAUGCUAAAUAUGCAAGAGGCGAAGCCGCAAGAGAUGAAAGCGCAAAAUAUGAAUAUGCCAGUGCUAAAAAUGUAAGAGGUGAAAACGCAAUAGGUGAAAAUGAAAAAAAUAGUAAGCAAAAUAAAAAUGUUCAGAAAAAAAAGGAUGAGGACCCUAGAAGUUUAGAUGAUAUUACUAGGUUAAAUAUUGUGGUAGGUUAUGUAGAAGAAGUAGAAAUUCACCCAGACGCAGAUACGUUGUUUUGUUUAAGGAUAAAUGUGGGAGAAGAAAAAACUAGACAUAUUUGUAGUGGUUUAAGACAUAAAAAGAAUAUAGAAGAUUUAUUGAAUAAGUAUGUUUUAGUUUUAGCAAAUUUAAAAGAAAAGUCAUUGAGAGGCAAAAAAAGUCAUGGUAUGGUAUUAUGCGGAUCUUUUAAUGAUAAAAUAGAGUUACUUAAACCACCAUCUGGAGCAACCAUUGGGGAAAGAAUUAUUUGUGAAAAUAUGAACGUCAAUGAAUUACCCGAUAAAGCAUUAAGUUUUGAUAAGGAAAAAAAUCCUUUUUUUCAUAUUCAGCCACAUUUGCUAUUGAAGAACGGAAUAGCGUAUUAUAAAGAUGCUAAGUUGCUCUCAUCGAAAGGGGAAAUCACUUGCGUUUUAGAUCAGGGAACCAUUUCAUGA
Messenger RNA from Plasmodium gonderi, 1317 nucleotides. RefSeq names its product methionine-tRNA ligase. NCBI's taxonomy places the organism in Eukaryota, Apicomplexa, Aconoidasida, Haemosporida, Plasmodiidae. Gene Ontology annotation, molecular function: tRNA binding. The transcript is spliced from 2 exons. The record is from RefSeq and is a predicted model, not a curated record. The coding region runs from base 1 to 1317 and encodes 438 amino acids.